AUGCCUGCAUUUGAUUUAAAAACUGAUUUGCUAAUUAAGGAAUUUAUGCAAGGGGAAGGUAAAAAUAGUAGAAAACCGUACGCGGAAUUGAGUCGCCGAAUUCCUAAAUUCUCAUCAAAACAAAUAAGCCAUAGAUGGAAUUAUAAAAUUAACCCUCGCGUUACGAAUGGUCCUUUCACGCAGGAAGAAAAAGAGUUCAUCUAUAAUUGGGUGAGCAAAAAUACCAAAGCAUCCGACAACAUCAGUUGGGCAAAUUGCCAAACGGCAAUGGAAAUGAAAUUCAAUAAAUUCCGUUCUGCCAAUAGGAUCCAAGGAAUUUGGAUCACACAUUUAAAACACCUAGAACGUAUUAAUCGUCAAAAUGUCAAAAAUUUUAAACCACCUUUUAUCUUACCUAAGGUUUCUCAUGUCAACCCCACCAUUGUCAUCUCAAAAGCCCCUACUCUCCGACUACGCCCUCCUCAUUUACCUACUCUAAUUCCUGAUUUUCAACCAGAAAUGUAUAUUCCGAAAAUGAUGCCUUUGUUUUAA
This is a messenger RNA of Funneliformis mosseae, 531 nucleotides long. NCBI's taxonomy places the organism in Eukaryota, Fungi, Glomeromycota, Glomeromycetes, Glomerales, Glomeraceae. The record is from the annotation of a GenBank genome assembly.